UGCACAGAUAAAUAGGGACGGGGACGGAGGGAGUAGUAUAUAAAUAAUAGUGAUGGAAGCUCAAUCUCAAAAUAUCUAGCACCGGUGGUAUUUUGGCAUCAUCUUCAUCAAAUAUGCUAAUUUUAAGAGGCAGAACAUAAUUGAUCCUUGCACAAUACAGAUUUAUUAAAACAUUAAACCCAUCAAACCCAUCCCAACAGAAGAUAUUGGCGCAGAAUCAGGCAUCUUAUUCAACGUUUUCUUCUUCGCUUAUCGCUUAUCACAAUUAUGUCCAUAUUCACCAAUCUCAUCACCACAACAACAAUUUUGAUAUUAUUGAAUUUCUCGAUUCAACCAUCUUAUUCCAGAGAGGCUCACGUCAUCAACUUCCGAUCACCAAAUCUCUACCCUGAAUCAUUCACCUGGGAUCCAUCCUCUCAACACUUCAUCGUCGGCUCUCUCCGACGUCCCACUCUCCAGUCCGUUUCCGACGCUGGCGUUGUCGACACGCUCCUCUCCGACGCCUCGUUACCGUCCGAUUCCGCUUUUUUAGGACUCGCCGUCGAUACUCAGCACCGCCGCAUCGUCGCCGUCGUUCACUCUUCGUCCUCGCCAGCAGUCGCCUCCUACAAUCUCCGCAACGGUAGUCGCAUCUUCCUCACUCUUCUCCCUGACUCUAACGCUACCGCCUCAUCUGCCGGCGCUAACGACGUUGCCGUCGAUUUCUCCGGAAACGCUUACGUCACCAAUUCCGCUUCAAAUCUCAUCUACAAAGUCAAUAAAGACGGCGAGUUUUCCGUGCUUUCGAGAUCUCCGAUCUUCUCGCAGUCCGCGGUGGAGCCUAACACGCCGUACAGCUCAUGCGGUUUAAACGGUGUCGUUUACGUGAGCAAAGGCUACCUACUAGUCGUCCAAUCAAAUACAGGCAAAAUGUUUAAAGUCAACGUUGACGACGGUUCAGCCAGAACGGUUCUUCUAAACAAGGCGUUAACGGCGGCUGACGGAAUGGCCGUUAGAAGAGACGGCGUCGUUGUGGUUGCGUCAAGAGAAAAGGCGUAUUUUAUUAAGAGCGAUAGUAGCUGGAGCGAGGGUGUGGUUUUUGACGAAACUGCCCUUGAUGCUGAACGCUUUGCAAGUGCUGUAACUAUAGGUGGAGACCGUAGGGUAUAUGUGUUAUAUGGGCAUAUAGGUGAGGGUAUGAUGGGAAAUACGGAAAGAGAGGAGUUUGCUAUAGUGGAGAUUGAAUCAGAGAAAGAAAGUAAAGAAGAUUCUGUUUGGAUAUUUGUUUUGAUUGGGCUGGGUUUAGCGUAUUUUAUGUUUUGGAGAUUUCAGAUGCGCCAGCUUGUCACUGACAUGAACAAGAAGGCUGCUUAGGUUUUUUUCCUCGAUAGUUUUCUUGUAUUUCAUUGUGUUUAGGUUUUGUUUAUCAUUUACACGAAAUACUGGACAACAGUUUUGGUUUUUUUUGUUUGAUAGUUAAUACGAUGAAUAUUGAUGAUUUUGUUUCUGGGUCUUCAA
Messenger RNA from Daucus carota subsp. sativus, 1497 nucleotides. RefSeq lists its product as uncharacterized. The record is from RefSeq and is a predicted model, not a curated record. The transcript has a single exon. NCBI's taxonomy places the organism in Eukaryota, Viridiplantae, Streptophyta, Magnoliopsida, Apiales, Apiaceae. Bases 268 to 1353 code for a protein of 361 amino acids. Gene Ontology annotation, cellular component: endoplasmic reticulum.